Bipolaris maydis ATCC 48331 is the source of this 1110-nucleotide messenger RNA. RefSeq lists its product as uncharacterized. Lineage: Eukaryota; Fungi; Ascomycota; Dothideomycetes; Pleosporales; Pleosporaceae. The record is from RefSeq and is a predicted model, not a curated record.
AUGCCUCUGCACCUACUCGGCAAGAAGUCAUGGAACGUCUACAAUGCCGACAAUGUAGCACGCGUCAAGGCCGACGAGGCUGCCGCCGCCGCCCGCGAAGCUGCCCAUGAGCAGCGCAUGCAAGAGCUCGACGCCCAACGACGCGCUGCCAUUCUACGCGGUCAAACGCCUCCACCGCUGCCCGAGGAAGCCUCGCCAAAGCACUCAGAUGCGCGGGCUUCGAAGAACAGAGAUGAGCGCGGAUAUGGCCCAAAGAGGAGGAAGCUUGCUGGAGAGGAUGACACCGACAUGGACAUCCGCCUGGCCAAGUCCAUGACAGCUCCGGAUGAAGAUGACAAGAACGAUGCCAAAAUCUUGAAACUACGAAGCACAGCCAGCGACGCUCCUCUGCACGACCAUGCCGGCCAUAUCGACUUGUUUCCCGUCGACAUUAAGGAGGCUUCGAAACGCGAGAAGAACGCCGAGGUCGAGAACGAGAAGCGCAAAAAGGAAAGGGCUUUGGAAGACCAAUACACCAUGCGCUUCUCGAACGCUGCUGGAAAAGGCGGAAUAGAGCAGCCCUGGUACGCGACUCAGCAGAAACCGUCGCGGGAUGAUGGGAAGGACCCAGACAGCGCACGCGAUCUAGCACCAUACGAAGGCUUUGUGAAUAAGGAUGUCUGGGGCAACGAAGAUCCACGACGCAAGGAGAGGGAGCAGGCGCGAAUAUCAUCCAACGACCCAUUUGCUUUCAUGCAACAAGCCCAAGCCCAACUGAAGAAGGCCAAACGCGACAAGAAGCUAUGGGCCGAGGAGCGUGACCGAGAGUUGCGAGAACUGCGAAUGACACAAGAGCAGGAAGAUAGUAGGAGCAGACAUCAUAAGCGGAAAAGAAAAGACGACCAUGAUGACAAGACUCGUGAUCGCGACUCUGCUAACUCCUCACGACACAAGCAUCGUCAUAGAAGUCGGGGCCGUAGCCGGGACCGGCAUCACCACAAAUCUUCACAUCGCAGUGAGAGGCGACGGAGUCGUAGCAGAAGUGCGGACUACGAUCGCCAUCGAGAUCGGCAUCGGCACAAACACCGGGAUCGCUCUCGCGAAGGGCAUGAAAAGUCAAGGGUGAAGUGA